UUUCCAUUUCAGGUGCAGAUUUUCGUUGGUGAUACCGAAACGUAUGCCCUCAAAGCUUCUUUAGCAAGCCCAUUUGAAACUUCGCCGAGUUUCAAGAAUGCUAAACAAGAGGCAAGAGAUAAAUAUGGGACUGAAUAUGUUUUUUUGACUGGCCGCUUGGGAAGAAUUCAGAAGAUGUACUGCGACGCUGCCCUUGGUAACGCCAAAGUAAUGCAGGCAGCCAAGAACACGGAUCUCAUUGUCGGAGACGCCUUUUACAUCUGCGGGUCACUAAUUGCGGCCAAAUUCUCCUUACCUUUUGUCACUGUUUUCGCGAUGUCGCUCAGUACAUUUACAGCGCAUGGCUAUGGAUUACCGCUGACCCCUUCCUACGUACCGCAGUUCCAGUCUAUCCUUGGUGACCACCUAAGUUUCAUCGGCAGAAUACAGAACGUGUAUCACUGGAUUCUCAAUUACUGGACACAUUACUACAAAAUUGUUCCUUUCUUUCAAGACUUAAAGGUUCGCUACAAGAUCGAACCCAACAAGAGUCUGCAUGAGAUAUUAAAUCGUGUUGACCUCAUUAUUGCACAAAUGGGCUUUUUUCUUGAUUACCCUCGACCACUAUUACCAAGUAGGUAUGUUGUUCACACGACGCAACAUUGUCUCUUAGAGUCAAUAGUUAAAACUAUUCGAAGGGGACCACGGGCAAAUUCUUGCAGCUGGGAAUAUCUGUACUUGAACGUUUGCAAAUGAUUAAAAAGUAAUAUUCCAUUAUUUUGAGUAGGCAGGACUAAACCUGGGCUCGAUUACUGGCCGCUGUUUGAUUUGGCAAUGACGCUUCAGCUGGAGCUACAACCAGUUGCAGAAGUACUUGAGACACUGUACUGUAUCGAACUGUAUUUUGGCCUAAAUAGCCUGUCCAUGAUCUUGUGCUUGUGAUCCCCCCUCCACCCCUUACCAAAGUUGCUAGCAAUACAAGACCAUGCUCAAAACUUGGAGGAACAACUUUGAAUGGGAGGGAGGAGGGAGCAGCGAUUAUAAGGAAGAAAUGUCGUUUUUUUCGUGGGAGUGUCUCAACAUUUUUGCAACUGGUUGUAGCUUGCGCUCCUCCCGCCCGAACAAGCAGCUGGACGCGUGGGUUUUCUACAGUCAUUUGCAGAAAUCAGAUCGUUGCCUGCUCAAACGGAGCAGCCAACUAAGCUCGAUUACCAGGCGCCGUUCGAGAAAUGAGCCCGCGCCCAUCUACCAAGAGAGCGGCGUUAAUCGAGCCUAGACCAAACCAUUUGUCACGUUAAUUCUAUCCACUCGAUCGCUGUCCAUCCCGUGUCCCCUGUUUCUUGGUAAUCCACUUGCACUUCGAAGUCUACUGCCGUAAAGAGGACCUGUUAUGUGUAUAAAGGGCAACUUAAGCGUUUCCCGUUCCACACCUUCGAAAAACAUCUCCCAGAAGUAAACCAUAACAAUUUUGACCACAGAAAACAAUCUCGUUCCUCGUAACAAUAAACGAUGAAAAGGUGUCAUGAUGAUGAUAAAGUUUUAAGUUACAAAUAGAAUCUUUUACUGGGUUAUUAUCACCUUUUUUCAGAUACCAGAGUUGUUGGACCACUCCUGGUCAGUCCACCCAAACCACUCCCGGCCGAAUUGGAGGCGUUUAUGCAGAGCUCUGGGAACAAUGGGGUAAUUUUGGUUUCAUUUGGUUCAACCAUAUCGUCUUCAGCCAAAAGAAUCGAUAAGGCCGGCUUAACAGUUAUGGCUGGUGCGUUUGCAAAAUUGCCACAGAAAAUUAUCUGGAAGCUGUCUGAAGGUACAAAUCACUAUAUUUUUUCAUUCAAAAGGUAACUUCAAUUUCUCUGACAAGUUACCUGAUAGCGUCUUUCCCAUUUCCCUUGGGGGUACUCUUAGGAAUUCUUGGUGGGGGUGUGUUGCCCGGUUCUUCGAAUCCUAACGUUAUUUCAGACCAAAAAAAUGUCAUUUAGGAACGACGAACACAUUCAUACACUACCGUAGUUCCCUUGUAAACCAUACCCGAUUUCAGACCAAAAUGGGCAAAAUUCAGACCAAAACGGCGCCAAAACUAUAUACCCUUUCGGGCGGCACAUACCUGUAUGGCUUAUUAGUAAGGGAGUAACCCCCGGACAUCUUUCUUAGUUUGCUGAUUGUGUGGCCUCCACCUCUGCUCUUAGAGGAAGAAAGUUCUUUGGCACUCGUGAUGAGCGAAAACAUCAAAAUUGCAUCAUGGCCCCCACAGAACGACAUUCUUGGCCACCCUAAGACUCGUCUGUUUUUUGGACACGCCGGGCUUAAUGGAAUACUAGAAUCCACUUACCAUGGAGUACCAAUGAUUUGCUCUCCUUUCUUUGGUGAUCAGUUUGACAAUGCCUAUACCGCAAAGAAUGUUGGUUUCGCUGAGGUUCUACAUUUGAGAGGGGCAACAUCAGAACAGUUGUUCAGCGUUAUUCAAACCGUGCUCACAGAUCCUAGGUGAGUUUUAUGAUUUUGAAAUAUUUUGAUACAAUUUGCUUGGCAGCCUGNCCUUUCUUUGGUGAUCAGUUUGACAAUGCCUAUACCGCAAAGAAUGUUGGUUUCGCUGAGGUUCUACAUUUGAGAGGGGCAACAUCAGAACAGUUGUUCAGCGUUAUUCAAACCGUGCUCACAGAUCCUAGGUGAGUUUUAUGAUUUUGAAAUAUUUUGAUACAAUUUGCUUGGCAGCCUGGAAUCUUCCAGUGAGGGGAAAAGAUCCACAUGCAUCUAUAAAUUCAUGCAUUACGUUGUUUCCACGCCUGACGAUUGUUUUCGGAAGGUAUUUAAGUGUUGGCACUGGAAUUGAACCUCAAGCCUUUUGUUUCCUAGCUACCGUGAGUCUGCAGAGCGAGUCUCCAAGUCCAUAAAACAGUUGCCUCGUGCGCCUGUCCAAGAAGCCGCUGACUGGGUGGAAUACACGCAGGCUCAAGGUGGUUUGCAGUAUCUCAGACCGAGAGGACUGGACCUACCGUUCUACCAGCUCCAUCUGUUGGAUAUCCUCUUACUCAAAUUUACAGUUGUGGUGUCUGCUUUUGUCAUCGUAAGGUUUCUUUUUAGAUUCGUUAAGAGCGAAAACAAAGUGGUGAAAACAAAGGAAAAGGCGACAUAA
Molecule: messenger RNA, 3112 nt
Organism: Porites evermanni
Lineage: Eukaryota; Metazoa; Cnidaria; Anthozoa; Scleractinia; Poritidae
Source: the annotation of a GenBank genome assembly